Messenger RNA from Vitrella brassicaformis, 2738 nucleotides. Lineage: Eukaryota; Vitrellaceae. The record is from the annotation of a GenBank genome assembly.
CCUGACUCAGUGUAUCGACACUCAUUCGACAUUCCCUCUCUGCCAACAAUCGAUUCACACGCCAGCAUCAGGCAGCCCCCGUCCGUCAAUUCUGUACACUACCCAGUCAGUCACACACACACACACACGCACGACAUGUAGCUAUGCCAUGCAGCACAUAGGUGUCGUCAGCUGAGAAUGGCCCCACUGCCCCUCUGCUCUGAGUGAUCCACCACACACAAUGGCCGGCCUGACAGAUACCGCCAACACGCACACACACACAGAGAGAGAGAGCAUACAGCAGAUGCGAAAAUGGUCACACAAUCAGCCCCUCUUAUCAAUGAGUGCCAUUCCCUCACCUCAGGCAUUGAGAACUGCAGUCAUUGUCACCCACGUGCCUCCAUACCCAUCAUGUCUGAUGCUUCUGAUGGUGAAGGCACCGAUGUUGGUGCCGACAGCGACGGAGGCCUCGAUGGAAUCGCGUUGCUCAGCUGUCGUCGUGUCGCGGACAAUCAUCUCCACACACUGCAGGCCGCUGAUGUGCGAGAUCACCGACGAGAGGCUGGUGCGGACGAAGCUGCCCGCGUCCUCCACAUCAUCGGGAACUGAAGGCGAACACACACAAGGCAGCAAUGAGGACAAAACGACAGAAAUGCCCCAUCUCCCUUUCGGCGUACGUGUCAUGGUGAAACGAAGUUCCCUGAUCGUCGGCAGCCCGUCGGCCGCCCCCACCAGCAGUUGCUCUAGUCGAUUGAUAGCGAUGUCCCCCAUCUCCACCGUACCCACCUCCCUCUCCCUCCCCAGCGACGCCAAGACGCCCACCUUCUCCUCCUCACCCGACAUCUCGCCGAUGUCCACGCACUCCACCUUCUUUGGCAUCUUGGCGGCCAGCAGCCGGCCAGCUGCACCACCCAGGUGGUUGCGGACAGACAGCCCUGAGGCCUUGGGGAACGGCUGCAGGUGGCUGAUGAUGGUGGGGUGGGGCGGUGGGGUGUAGGCCAAGGGGUGGAAGCCAGGGGCAUUCUCGACCUCCACCACGUCGGCCUUGUCGAAUGAGAGUGUCUUGGCCAUGUCGAUGGCCGCUGGGCUGGGGUCGGUGUGCGGGUCGGUCAGGCCGUCCUGAGUGAAGAUGUACUUCACCGAUGUGGCCUUCUGUGCCAGCUGCUUCAUCAUGGUCUGGAGUGAGGGUGAGGGGCGGUCGGGAAAGUUGGGGUGGUAGAAGAUGGAGAGGUCGAGGUCGAAGCCGAAAAGGCCGCGGGUGGGUGAGUGUCAAUGGGGCGUCUGGCAGGUAGCACGCGUCGACCAGUCGGCGCAGGGCCAGCAGUAUGGGCGUGGUGAGGCGGUUGAUGCAGAACCCGGCAUAAAACUCCACGUUCAGCUGCUUGAGCGAUUCUCGGCAGCCGCGGGCCAUGAGCACUUCCUGAAGGCGACAACACACAAAAACGGGACAUCAUGAGCCACCCACACUGUGCAUGUGUGUGCGUUGUGGUCACCUGAAGCCUGUCGAUGCCCGCCGGAUCGCUACCUUCGACCAGGAUGGUGCCGAUGCCCUCCAGCUGGGCGAGUGGCCCUCCCUGCCGCCCAACAGGUGCCGCAGGGAUGCGCUCGAACACACUCGACCACUCGUCACCGUCAAACAUCCCGUCGACCUGCCGCAACGAGCGGGACGAGCCGAUGAGCUUGCCCAGGCUGCCAGGGCGCCACCACCCCUGCCGCACGACGGUGGCGAGCGAGGGCAUCAGCCAGCCCCGGUCGGCCAACUGCCGAUGGUCGCCUCGCAGGUCGGCGAUGGUCUUGAGUGCGUCGAGGGUCGGGGGCGGGUCGAGAGGGAGUGGGAGGAGCGGAUGAGUCCUGAAGAUGGUCUGCCUCGCCGUGCCGGUCAGCCGAACCCCUUCUUCGAUGGCGAUGGUCUGCAGGGUCCCGCCAUGGACGUUGGCUGCCCGUCGGCUGACAAUGUGGCCCUCGAUGAUGGCCACAAACACGUCCAAAGACCAGCGGGGGAAGCCGAGUGGGUAGUGGAGGGCGAUGGACGUGAGCUGUCUGAGGUAUGUGGCCCAUUCCCUGACGAGAGCGAUGGUGGUCCUCUGCCAAAACGACCGCUGGUCUUCGUCGGCCGCGCUGAUGGUGAGGUGGUGCUGCUUGCGGGCGGCGUGUUGCCAUGUGAGGGGCGGCAGCUGCAGCUGGAUGAGCAGAUGAACGGGGAGGAAGGCCAUGACGAUGCUAAGGAUACCGGGCUGCACACAACCACACAGCACACGGGACGGCAAGGGAUGUGGGUGUCCAUCAGAGUGUGGAUGCCCUUGUGCGUGUGGUUGGCUCACCGGUGCAUUCCCCCAGAAGCGUCUUUCCCUCUCAGCCCGACGCGGCCGCUCCUCAUCGCUCUCACUCGCACCACCACCACCAGGCUGAGCAUCAGAGGAAGAGGCCGCCAUUGUGGUGGGUGAACCAACCUGCUACCAACAGCACAUACAGACAUUCAAAGGAGGUUGCCUUGCCUUAAGAAAUCCAUCAGUCAGCACAUUGGCACACCCACCGGCAACUGAUGCGCCCUCUGUGUCUUCUGGUCGGCCUCGGUUAGCUACGCUCUCCGCCAGUGCACCUCGUGUGGUCGGGCGUGUCUAUUGGCCUUCCUGCAUCCCUCACAUGGCCUCGUUCGCACGCUGAGCCCUCGCACCUUUGCCGAGCCCUCUAGGAUGGAAGUGCCCCUCAGUCAGGAAAGAUGCACCAGCUCUGCGUACCUAGACGAUGUCAGCGAUGGC